AGUUUCAUGUCCUUUGAGCCGACUCGGAGCGCAGCUGCAAUGGCCAAGCAUGCUGUCUGUGCAGGCAGGUCACAAUAGGAUAUGAGACACAUCCUGUUGUCUGGGGAGGACGCUUCAGAUGAGUGUUUCGCUUUGAGUAAUCACGUAAAAACUAUUGACGCAAUUUAAGUUUUUUCCCCCCCCCCUUUUUCCGACGCGACAACCCCGGAUCCCGAGUGCGAUGAUAUUUCUGAAAGAAAAAAAAAAAAAAAAAAAUUCACCCCCGCAAGUAAACGACUAGAAAUAGGAUAAUCUCUAUGACAGGGUCGGUGGAGCUGUUGAGCUUGAGGAUAUAUGAUGUUCACACUUCAGAAAUGCCUCGAAUGAGUCGCGUGGGAUUACAGCCAGCUAUUUUAAGUUAAGCAAGAAUUGGAAGUAUGGGAGACUGGGGCUAAUUGUGAGGUGAAUAUUUCUAACGGUUUAUAAGGAAAGGAAAGGACGUGACGUGUGGCCAAGUAUGGUGACCCGUACUCGGAAUUUGUGCUCUGCAUUUAACCCAUCCAAGUGCACACACACAAUAGAAGUGAACUACUUGUAUAGUCAAAUACAGUAUAAGCCUUCAUCAAAGUUUCAUAGAGGAAAACAGCUCAUAGUUUGCUUGGGAAAUGUCAAAUCUCUAUAGAAUCCAUGGAAUGUACUUUGGAGGCCUCUGUUAAUUAUGAACUCACCUACACUUGUUGAAUAAGACUCUGCGAACAUGCGGUUAGAAAGAUGAACAUGUCUGAGGACCAAAUAAACUGUACCAUAAGCCACGAGAUUCACCAAUAUCUGUUUUCGGGUGCGUACAUCCUUGUCCUGCUCGUGGGUCUUCCUGCCAAUGCUUACUCGCUCUACCAUGCCUGGCUCCAACUGAAAGCCCGCAAUGAGUUGGGGGUCUACUUGUUAAACCUGACCAUAUCCGAUCUGCUGUACCUGGCCUCCCUGCCACUCUGGCUCCAGUAUAUCUUCCAAGGGGACGACUGGAGCAGCUCAGAGUGGCUCUGUCAACUGUGUGGUUUCCUACUCUAUGAGAACAUCUAUGUCAGCAUUGGUUUUCUGUGUUGCAUCUCUAUUGAUCGUUACCUGGCGGUGGUCUACCCUUUUCGCUUCUCGGCUUUCCGAACAGUGCGAGCAGCGGCGCUGGUCAGUACGGUGGUCUGGCUGAAAGAGCUUGCCGUAGGAGUGGUGUUCUUCCGGCACAAGGAGCUCAGCAGGGACAAGCACAACCAAUCUGUGUGCUUUGAGCACUAUCCCAUGAAGACAUGGGAGUACCCAAUAAACCACUACAGGUUUUACAUAGGUUUUCUGUUCCCUUUAGGAAUCCUCUCCGUGUCAUACUUUCGAGUCCUUAAAGCGGUGGGCAAGAGUGCAGGCACGCAGACUUCACAGAAAACUCGCAUCAAGUACCUGGUGACCAGCACCAUCGUCAUCUUCCUGGUUUGCUUCUCACCAUACCACGUCUUCCUGCUGGUACGCACUAUUUUUGAGCGGAACUGCGAGUUCAUAGAGAGGAUUUUCAACUACUACCAUUUCUCUCUGUUGCUUACUAGUUUUAACUGUGUGGCUGAUCCAGCGCUCUAUUGUUUUAUCAGUGAGAGUGCCCAGAAGGGCAUCCAGAAGGCUCAGGAUGCUUGCACUCGGGUCUUAUGCUGUUGCUCAAAAAGUCAUGGAAGGUUCAACACGCACUGCACCGAGCUUGCAGUCACCAAUGAUAAUGUUACUGGUACCACAGUAGUGACACUCUUGCAACAGAACAAAACUGACGUUUGAACAUUUUUGUGGUGAUAAAGGAAUAGUUCACCCGAAAAUGAAAAAUCUGUCAUUAAUUACUCACCCUCAUGUUGUUCCAAACCUGUAAGACCUUUGUUCAUCUUCAGGACACAAAUUAAGAUAUUUUUGAUGAAAUCCAAGAGCUUUCUGACCCUGCAUAGACAGCAACACAACUGAUAUGUUCAAGGCCCAGAAAGGUAGUACAGACAUUGUUAAAAUAGUCCAUGUGACAUCAGUGGUUCAACUGCUACGAGAAUACUUUUUGUGUGCAAAGAAAACAAAAAUAAUAACAUUAUUCAACAAUUUCUUCUCUUCCGUGUCAGCCUC
Labeo rohita (rohu) is the source of this 2115-nucleotide messenger RNA. RefSeq names its product ovarian cancer G-protein coupled receptor 1 (gene gpr68). The record is from RefSeq and is a predicted model, not a curated record. The transcript is spliced from 4 exons. Gene Ontology annotation, molecular function: G protein-coupled receptor activity. NCBI's taxonomy places the organism in Eukaryota, Metazoa, Chordata, Actinopteri, Cypriniformes, Cyprinidae. Gene Ontology annotation, biological process: cellular response to pH; G protein-coupled receptor signaling pathway. The coding region runs from base 751 to 1788 and encodes 345 amino acids. Gene Ontology annotation, cellular component: membrane.